CCCAAGACAUAUUUUGUACACAAUCUAGAAUGUUUUGAAUUCCCGUCAUUACUACCGUCGGCAUUCGAUAAAAUUUGUACAUUCUAUUAUGUUCAGGUUUUGAUUUCGGAAACCUCUAUAUAAUAUUGAGCAAAAUUUUUCAUAAACAAAUUAGACACACACAGACAACAGUUGCGACAGGAUAAUCAGCCAUGGCCCGUCAUCUAGCGCAGAUCAUAGUUCUGGGCGCCCAAAUGGUCGGUCGGGCCUUAGUGAAGACCCUGAAGCAGGAGAUGGAGGCCUCUCGGGAGGCGGCCCGCAUGCACCAGGCCUUGAGGACGAAUAAAAGCGAUCCCAACGAUGUCCCCGUUAAGGGCAUGACCCUAAUGGAGGCCCAGCAAAUUCUGAAUGUCAAGGGCCUGGAGGACCGUCAAGAGAUCGAUUCGCACUACAGGCAUCUGUUCGGGGCCAACGAAAAGCCGGCAGGCGGAUCCUUUUACAUACAGUCGAAGGUUUAUCGGGCCAAGGAGCGCAUCGACCAGGAACUAACCAAGCAGUCCCAGUCUAAGGAUAAACGGGCCAAACAGGGCCAACAGGCCCAUCCGGAUAGCGCAUCCGGGGCCCAGGCCGACGAGUCGGGCCAAAACAAAAGCCGGUGACCAUUCCCGGCUGAAUCCUACCGGCCUGGCUCGAUGGUGGCGUGCAGUGGAUCCUGUCCCGUUGUGUUCACUCCAAAAACCAUUUCGAAUUGCUAGUCCAAGUGUCCCCUCAUUAAAUUGUCGAAAGCCUAUCUUGAAAGUCCAUAAUGCAUAACGCGAUAAAAAGAAAUAAAUGUUUCAAAUUGUA
Molecule: messenger RNA, 825 nt
Organism: Drosophila bipectinata
Lineage: Eukaryota; Metazoa; Arthropoda; Insecta; Diptera; Drosophilidae
Product: mitochondrial import inner membrane translocase subunit tim16
Biological process (GO): protein import into mitochondrial matrix
Cellular component (GO): TIM23 mitochondrial import inner membrane translocase complex
Source: RefSeq, a predicted model, not a curated record